AUGAUGAAAAUAACAUUUAAAAUGUGGAAAACCUAUUUUUCCGUCUAUUUUCUAAUUUAUGUUUUUUCGCCCACGGAAUCAUAUGGACAAUAUGAUCAAAUAUGUACUAAUAGUUACAAUGAGGAAGCCUGCAAUGUGAUUUCAGGAAACAAAUCUUAUGUUUGUACAGAAGAAACAGCUUCUAAAGCUGAUUGUUUCCUUAACAUGGACAAGGGAAUAUCACGGCUGGCAAUUAUGGACCCUGAACAAUCUUUGUUAGCAUCUGCUUUGGUAUCUGAUAGAGUUAUAGUCAUUGGGACAGUAUCAACAGAAAUUCCACCUUACCAAACAGUUGUGAUAAUUCGCAAGCCUUACAAUGGGUUUGAAUCCUUGAAGGGCAAAAAUUUUUGUCACCCUGGUUACAGUCAUGAUGAAGCUAUUACAAAAUAUGUGUUAGAAGAGUUUGAAUUGAAAAUUAUCAGUUUGAACAACAGCUUCUGUGAUACAGAUGAGAAUAUGACUGUAGCUGAGAAGAAUGUCAAAGCUGUUUCAAACUUUUUUGCCAGCAGUUGUAAACCUGGACCAUGGACAACUGACAGUGAACUAGAUACCAAAUGGAAAUCAACCUAUUCCAAUCUUUGUGAUCUUUGUGGCCCACAAAAAUGUGCCACAAUUUACAAUGUGCCUUUUAAUGAUACCCUAACGUGCCUUACAAAGAAUUCUGGUGAUGUAGCCCUAACUACACUGAGACAUGCCCAAAUAUUUUUUAGUCAGUCUGUUAAUGUGGAAAGCUUUCAGUAUCUGUGUCCUAAUGGAACAGUUAGCAGUGGGCUGAAGCCUUGCAUUUGGACCAAACAACUUGAUCCCCUAAUAAUAACUGAAGGGAAUGUGACAGAUUUUGCUCGGAAUUAUAUCAGAACUCACUUGCAAAAUCAUGGUAUUGAGACUGCUGUAACAAAAUCACUAGAACAAAUUUUUGCCCUGAAGAAAACUGAUAAAAUAACACUUCUCGACAAUCCCGUCCCACUGAAAACCUAUGUAGAAACUUUCAGAUCUAUUCCUAGUGUUCAGAAUAACAGCAAUUGCAACAUGACUCUCAAAUGGUGCACUCUUUCUGACAAUGCACAGAAGAAGUGUUUGUGGUUACAACAAGCUGCUGCCAAUUAUGGCCUGAAACCUUCUAUUGAUUGUGUACCAAACCAUGUAGAUGAAUCUUGUGCAGGGGAUAUUAAGGCUGAAAAAGCAGAUUUUGCUUUUAUCAACAUCACCUAUGACAGUAUGGCUAAGCAGAGUGGCUUGGAAGCUAUAGCCUACCCUGAGGAUGUUGAUGCAAAACUAAUCUCAGUAUUGAUUGUCCUUAGAAAUGAUAGAUCAGAUAUUAAUCACUUGAAGGAUCUUGAAGGAAAAAGAGCGUGUUUCCCAGAAUACGGUGGAAAAGAAUGGCAAGCGUUCAUGGAUGCUAUUAGAAACAAUGGAUUGUUGCCGAUUAGCUGUGAAAAUGACAAGAUAUUUGGUGAUUUUGUGGGUAGCAGUUGCCUUCCUGGUGCCAAAUCACGAUCUUGUGAUUCCGAUUUUGAAACUCGCGAAAAGCUAUGUGCCCAGUGUAUCCCCAUAUCCAACAGACUCACUGCAAAAUAUUGUAAUGCCGAUGAAGGUAACAAAUAUUAUACCAGUGAUGGUGCUCUGAGGUGUCUGGAUGAUGAGAGUGCUGAUUAUGCUGUGAUUUCUGUGAAUGAGGUGGCGCCCUCUACCAACACCUCCAUGUACCGCGUGUUGUGUAAAAACGGCUCUCUCGCUCGCAUCCCGGGGCUCCUGGUGGACGAAAGGGCCCCUUUGACGGUCAUCGCUACCGGCGAGGUGGUGGCUAGGAAUGAUUCGUCGAAAAGGGAUGACAUUGUUCUGCUGCUGAGAGAGAUAGAGGCGGUGUUCGGGGGAAACCCGGGGGCUGUUUUCGAUGCGUUCGGUGUGUUUGAUGGUUCGAAGAAUUCUCUGCUGCCGGACACGAAAUUAGGCCUAGCAUUUGGUGAUGAUGUAUCCAUAUAUGUGAAAAACUUACAAACUUUGAUGAAAAACUCGCAGGAGUGCCAUGUUCCCAUAUCCGUUUCUAGAGCCUCAUACAAUGUGAUACUGCCAACUGCUUUGCUCUUGAUGGGAUUUUUAAUUUUAAGAUUUUGAUUUGA
Messenger RNA from Phaedon cochleariae (mustard beetle), 2159 nucleotides. The record is from the annotation of a GenBank genome assembly. Lineage: Eukaryota; Metazoa; Arthropoda; Insecta; Coleoptera; Chrysomelidae.